AUGUUGGUAAAAUGUGAAACGAAAAGUCAACGCGUGAAGAGCAUUUCGUUUCAUCCUAAGAUUAAUAUGAUCCUUGCUGGUUUACAUAAUGGUUUAAUACAACUGUGGGAUUAUCGUAUAGGUAUUUUAAUAGAUAAGUUUGAAGAACAUGAAGGACCUGUGAGAGGUAUAGAUUUUCAUAGUGUGCAACCUUUGUUUGUAAGUGGUGCUGAUGAUUAUUUGAUAAAAGUAUGGAAUAUUCAUUUAAAAAAGUGUGUAUUUAAUUUGGUUGGUCAUUUAGAUUAUAUUAGAAAAGUUCAAUUUCAUCAAGAAUAUCCAUGGAUAUUAUCAGCAUCUGAUGAUCAGACAAUAAGAAUAUGGAAUUGGCAGAGUCGUGUUUGUAUAGCAAUAUUGACAGGACAUAAUCAUUAUGUUAUGUGUGCUGAAUUUCAUCCGAAUAUGGAUUAUAUUGUAUCGUGUAGUUUAGAUAAAACAUUAAGAGUAUGGGAUAUUAAAUUGUUAAGAGAAAAAAAUGUCAUAUCGAAAGGUGACCAUCUAGACAAUAAUUACAAUAAUAAUAAUAAUAUGGUUAGUGGUGGUAGUAGUAAUAUUAUGAAUAAUAAUACAUAUUAUAGUAAUAAUUAUAUGCACCCUUUAAACGAUAAACCUUAUGGAUUAUCAAAAAAUAUUUAUAAUUCGGAUUUUUUAUCAAAUCAUCAUAAUAAUAAUAAUAAUAGUACUAGUGGUGUUGGUAAUUCUUAUUCUUUUAUAUCAAAUCAACAAAGUAUUAAUAUGUUUGGAGCUUCAGAUGCUGUAUGUAAAUUUAUUUUAGAAGGUCAUGAGAAAGGUGUUAAUUGUUGUACUUUUCAUCAUAAUUUACCACUUAUAGCAUCAGGUUCAGAUGAUAAAUUAAUAAAAAUAUGGAGAUUUAAUGAUAGUAAAUGUUGGGAAUUGGAUACAUUAAGAGGUCAUUUUAAUAAUGUAUCAAGUCUUGUAUUUCAUAGAACUAAUGAUGAUUUAUUAUUAAGUAAUAGUGAAGAUCAUACUAUAAGAAUAUGGGAUAUUAAUAAACGUUCAUGUAUUCAUACAUUUAGAAGAGAAAAUGAUCGUUUCUGGAUUUUAUCAUUUAAAAUAAAUUCAAAUCUAAUAGCAGCUGGACAUGAUUCAGGUAUGGUCAUAUUUAAAUUUCAUAAAGAAAAAUGUCCAUAUGAUAAAUAUGAGCAUUUCUUAUUUUAUUGUAAAGAUAAACAAAUAUGUUUAUAUGAUAUAAUAAAAGAUACAAAUACAACAUUAUGUCCUGUCAGAAAAUAUGGUAAUAUUAUGUCUAAUGGAUAUCAUCAAUUAAUAUAUAAUCACUUUUGUAUAACAAAUAUUGCUAUUAUAUUUAUAUAUAAAGAAGAUGUUAUCAAUUGUCCCAAUGGAUCAUCUAAUCAUGACGAUGAAAUGGAUGACGACGAAGAAUAUAAUAAUAAAAAUAAUAAUAAUAAAAAAAAUAAUAAUAAUAAUAAUACCAAUCAACAACAAUAUUAUUCAUUUGAUUUAAUUGUUUGGGAGAAUAGAAAUGCCCUUAUGAAUAAUUAUAAUAAUAAUAAUAGUAAUAAUUAUAAUAAUAAUAAUAUUAAUAGUAAUAAUUAUAAUAAUCCAAAUAAUGCUUGUUCGUCAUCUUUUAAUUUUUUUAAACCUUGGUCAUCAAAAAAAGAUCAUUCCAUAAAAAAUAACAGCAACAACAAAAAUAAUGUCAAUCAUAAUAAUAAUCUUAAUAAUGUUAAUUCUGGUGAUAAUGCAAAAUAUAUUAUUAAAAAUAAAUACUGCUGCUUUGCUACUUUUGUUUCAAGAAAUAAAUAUAUUUUUGUAGAAAGAAAAAAUAACAAUAAUUAUGUUUUAAAUAUACAUAAUAUUCCUGAUGAUAGUUUAUAUAAAAAAAUUGAAGUGCCAUUUAAAGUAGAUCGAGUUCAUUCAUUAAAUAAUAAUAGAAUUAUAAUAUUCGGUGAACAUCAUAUAUAUCUUUAUGAUAUGAAUAUGAAAAAAAUUUUAAAUGAAUUACAUCACACAGAUUCUAUCAUAUCUGUUGAAGUUAUAAAAGAUUAUAUAGCUUUUGUUUUUAAAUAUAAUAUUGUUAUAACAACCAUAGAUUUACAACAUCUUUCUACAGUACAUGAAUAUAUACGUAUUAAAAGUGGUAUAUGGGAUGAACGAAAAAAAAAUAAUUCAAAUGUAUUUAUUUAUAAUACUCUUAGUCAUCUAAAAUAUAUUUUAAUUAAUGGAGAGAAAGGAUUAAUCAAAUAUAUGGAUGAAACAGUUUAUUUAUUUAAAAUAUAUAAUAAUCAUUUGUAUUAUAUAAAUAGACAAGAAAAUGUUAAAAAUAUAUUAUUAAAUGAUACGGAGUAUUUAUUUAAAAUGUCUUUAAUAAAUAAUGAUGAAAAUAUGGCAUAUCAAUAUUUAAAUAUAACCAACAAGAAAAAAAAAACAAAUAUCUCAAAUAAUAAUAAUAGUAAUAAUAAUAAUAAUAGUACUGCCGUUGUUCCUUUGAAUGAAAAGAAAAAAUUAUAUUUUAGCUACAAUUUAAUAGGAUAUAUUAAAAAAAAAGGUUUUGCCAAUCUAGCAGUACAAAUGGUUAAUAAUAAUAACACGUUAUUUAAUUUAUCAAUACAAUUAGGACAUUUAAAUAAUGCUCUAAAAGCUGCUAAGAAAAUUGAUAAAACACAUAUAUGGAAUAUAUUAAGUGUACAUGCAUUAAUGCUAGGAAAUUUUGAGAUUGCUGAAUAUUCAUUACAAAGAACUAAAUCAUAUGACAAAUUAUCUUUUUUAUAUUUCUUCAGUGGUCAUAUUGAAAAACUAAAAAAGAUGUUAUCUAUAUCAAUGAUAAGAAAUGAUUUUAUCUCCAUAUUUUUAAAUUCAUUAUAUUUAGGUGAUAUAGAACAAAGAAUUAAUAUCUUCAUACAACAAAAUCAACUUAAUUUAGCUUUGUUAUGUUCUCAUUUAUAUAAUAUACCAAUAAAUCUAUCAGAUAAACAAUGUGAAUUUGAUAUUAAUGAUUGUAAUUAUUGCCCCAAAAAAUCCUUUUAUCUUAGUCCUCCUAUUCCAAUAAUAAAAAUUGAUGACAUUUCAAAUACUUCCCACAAAACUUUUAAUAAUAAUAUAUUAUCAUCCAAUGAUAAUAUUAUAAAUGCCAACCAAACAAAAAAUGAUACCCAUAAUUUAAAUAAGGAUAAAAUAACCGAUACACAAAUAAAUCUAGCAAAUAAUAUUUUAUGGAAUAAUUCAUAUAACUGGCCAGUAAUAAAUUAUGAACAAGCACAUUAUAAAUUCAACACACAAACAGAAUCAAAUGAACAACCAUAUGGAUAUGUAAACGAUAUAAAAAAUGCAGAUUAUAAUGGAAGUAUAAAUUAUAAAGAUCAAGAGCUGAACAAUAUUGUAAACAAAAGUAACCUAUCACAUGCACAUAUGACAAAUAUAUCAACAAUAGAAAGAAAUAUAAAUAAUAAUGAAUCAUACAAUGAAAUAAAUAAGUUUGAAGGUAAAAGUGAUUUUUCGGAUGAAAAUGAUAUAUGGAAGAAUGAUGUAAAUGAUGAGGAUAUAAAUAUAAUGGAUUUAGAUAUAGAAGAAAAUGAAAAGAUAUUAAAUAAGAAAGUUUUAAAAAUAGAAAGGAGAGAAAAUAUUUUACAACAGUUAUUAAAAAGAAGUGGUAAAAUUAUAGAUUUUAUAAGAACUGGAAAUAUAUCAACAUCUUUAAAAUUAAUAUCUAAAAAAUAUGGAAUUGUUAAUAUGCAACCAUUUAAACCAAUUAUAAAAAAUAUUUAUAUAUCGACAUAUGUAUAUAUUACACCAAUACAAAAUAUGGAACCAUUAAAAAUACCUGUACAUAUGAAUGAAAAUAAUGUAAAUAAUAUUUUUAUUACGAAACAUUUCUUAUAUACUCAAAUUAAAAAAGCACAUAAAUUAGUUACCCUAGGCAAAUUUACACAAGCACUUAAUCUUUUUAGAAAUAUAUUAUAUCAUAUGAUAUUUGUAGAUACAAAUGAAAAUGAAAAAGAUUUAUAUGAUUAUCUAGAAAUGGUUAUAAGUUAUAUAUUAGCUAUGAGACUAGAAGAAGAAAGAAAUCUAACUUCAACAUCUGACCCUAGAAGAAGUUUAGAAUUAAUGGCAUAUUUUACAUGUUGUUCCUUACAAAAUUCUCAUUUAUAUUUGGUUUUAAGAAGAGGCAUGGGUUUAGCUUGGAAGGCUCAAAAUUUUGUAACAGCUGGAUCGUUUGCUAAACGAUUAAUCAAUGGAAAUUAUGAAAAUAUUAAAGGAGCAGAAGAAGAAAUUGUUAAAGCAAAAAAGAUAUUAUUAAUGUGUGAACAAAAAAGUACAGAACAUUUUGAUAUUGAUUAUGAUCCAAAUGAUUAUAAUCAUAUGAAAAUAUGUUGUGUUAGCUUAACCAGAAUAAAAGCAAAGGAUGAAGUUGUUAUGUGUCCAUAUUGUCAAUCCAUAGCAAAAAAAGAAUUCACAUCAACCAUAUGUCCAAAUUGUCUUGUUGCAAAAUUGGGAAUAAAGGCACUUGGAUUCGACUUUUUAAAUAAAAACAUCUAA
This is a messenger RNA of Plasmodium gaboni, 4554 nucleotides long. Its product is annotated as putative coatomer alpha subunit. Bases 1 to 4554 code for a protein of 1517 amino acids. The transcript has 4 exons. The record is from RefSeq and is a predicted model, not a curated record. Gene Ontology annotation, biological process: retrograde vesicle-mediated transport, Golgi to endoplasmic reticulum; intracellular protein transport; endoplasmic reticulum to Golgi vesicle-mediated transport. Gene Ontology annotation, molecular function: structural molecule activity; protein binding. NCBI's taxonomy places the organism in Eukaryota, Apicomplexa, Aconoidasida, Haemosporida, Plasmodiidae. Gene Ontology annotation, cellular component: COPI vesicle coat.